Rhagoletis pomonella (apple maggot) is the source of this 1047-nucleotide messenger RNA. RefSeq lists its product as uncharacterized. Lineage: Eukaryota; Metazoa; Arthropoda; Insecta; Diptera; Tephritidae. The coding region runs from base 17 to 1024 and encodes 335 amino acids. The transcript is spliced from 2 exons. The record is from RefSeq and is a predicted model, not a curated record.
CACUUCAAAGGCGGACAUGUGGACUCGUGAGCAACACAGUUGCGAAAAACUUUAUAACGACACCGUGACUCGGAGCCCAAAUGGUCGAAUUGUCGUAAAACUGCCGUUCAAGGACGAUCCUGCAUGCUUGGGUGAAUCGUAUACCACAGCUUUGCGUCGUUUUAGUGCACAAGAACGUCGUCUGCAACGCUCUCCUAACCUCAGGACACAGUACGUCGAAUUCAUGGACGAGUAUGAGAGACUAGGCCACAUGCAGCCAGGUAGCACAACAACAAAGCUAAGGGUUGUCUUCGACGCAUUUUGUCAGACCACUACUCAAACCUCAUUUAACGACAUCCAAAUGGUGGGUCCUAUCAUACAAAGCGAGCUUGUAGUUCUUUUGCUCCAAUUUCGUUUACAUCGCUUUGCGCUCACAGCAGAAAUCGUUAAAAUGUAUCGGCAGGUGCUGGUCAGUGAAGAACAUCGAAUGUUCCAGUACAUCUUGUGGAGGAGUUCGCCUAACCAGGAAAUUCAAACCUUCCAGCUUAAUACGGUCACAUACGGAAUGGAGGCCGCACCAUACCUCGCGGUCCGUAGUCUGCAUCACCUUGCUGAUCAACAUGCAUCGCAAUUCGUCGUUGGUGCAAAUGUCGUCAAGUCAUCUUUCUACGUUGAUGACCUGCUGUGCGGUGAUGACUCGCGUACGGACCUUUCGCGAGUAAAACACGAGGUAACGGAGUUGCUAAAAUUAGGUGGACUUGACCUGGCAAAGUGGCAUUCAAACCAUAAGCGUUUCAGGGGCGAACACUCUGUCAAAGACUUUAAUCUCGAUACCUCAAUAACUAGCACUCUUGUUCUGACAUGGGAUCAGACACAUGAUAAUUUUUUAUUCUCGUUUCAAUCUAGGCAGCCUACAAAUAGUCGUGUCACGAAAAGGACAAUUCUAUCUACCGCAUCGUCGCUCUUUGAUCCACUUGGCCUCCUAGCACCAGUGAUCGUCACUGCCAAAAUCCUGCUUCAGGAAAUGUGGUUGCUGAAACUUUAGUGGGACGAGUCUGUUCCUCAAAA